This is a messenger RNA of Gasterosteus aculeatus aculeatus (three-spined stickleback), 715 nucleotides long. The record is from RefSeq and is a predicted model, not a curated record. NCBI's taxonomy places the organism in Eukaryota, Metazoa, Chordata, Actinopteri, Perciformes, Gasterosteidae.
UUCGCUGUCAUCUCAACUGUGUUUCUACCACCGGGCAGGAGGGAGGGGCCAGUAUGACGUUGCUAUGCAACGAGUCAACAAACACGGACACGGAUCAAUGGACGCUGCCAUGUCCUCAGCAAACCAGAGACCCUGUGCCCAGGAGGGCCCCACCACCUUCAUUGCUGAUGAUAGAGGACAUCUGCUCCCAGGCGUGAAGAAGAGGGGAAAUGCAUGGCCUGACUUUAAGGGGACCUGGGAUCUACCUGCUCGUAUCGUCCCAGGCCGCUCUGCAGAGGGCCUCCGCAGGUUGAAGUCCUCGGCCUUUGAGCCACAGCACUCUGUCUGCAAAAACACUGGCAGCCUGCAGGAUGUUGGCGAGCACGCUAUGCAGCUGGCCGAGAAGCAGCUUCACCCUCCAACCAGACACACCGAGACCAGCAUCAAGGCCACUGAACGUCUUUCGUAGUGGAUGAAAACCAAAGGCUAUAAAUACGUUGAUAAAUAGGUGAUGGUAAAAAGCACGAAACGCUUUUUGUGAAAUAUUCUCUUAGAGACGUGUUUCUACCCUUUGCACACUGCCUGUAUCCGCCCAUCUGGUCCUUCCUCGUAAGUGUGGAUUCUACUUUUAUGGUUACAAUCUAAUCCGUUGUCCCUCGGGGGCCAAACAGCCUGUAGAGCUUUCAUGCUUCCAGUCUUUAAAUCAUAACUAAACACCGAGAGCUGCUGGAUGACA